AUGAUGGCUCGAAUAGAAUCACUGAAGAGAUUUCAGCAAGAUUCUGGUACAAGUAAUAUUGCUUCAACAGGACUAACCAAUGCAAAUUCUAAUUUACCUGAAGAAUCGAGAGUAACUCUCGAUGAAAUGGGCAUUGCACAUCUUCCACCUGUGGAUAAAAGUGUUGAUUUGGAUGGUGAUGGAGCUUUAAGUCUUGCAGAAGUACAAUAUGCUGCAUUUGUACAUCAUGGAUUAUCCAGUAAUAUUAUUGAGAGCCUUUUCAAUGAGGUAGAUAAAAAUCGUGAUGGUUAUUUAACAUCUCUUGAAUUCAAUGAUAUACGACCAUUAGUUCUUGCAAAAGCUGAAAGUGCUGCACAACGAUAUUUACAAGUACCGUUUAAUGCUGUAUUAAUGUUUAUCAUGAUUAUCAGCUUGUUAAAGACUGAUAAUGCUGUUGAUAAAGAUCAUAAUAGCUUCUUAUCACUCAGUGAAGCUCAAGAAUAUGUGCUCAAAGAAUACGGAAUCGGUAAUCGAGAUAUGGAGCGGAUUUGGCGUAUGGUAUUACCAAACACGGAAAUCGAAAUGGAUGCCGUGUUGUUCAGUAAGUUACGACGACGUAUACGAGGAAUGUCAAUUCGACUAGCAAAGCAAAUUAUGAAAAAGGCAGAUAUAAAUGAAGAUGGCCAUAUUGAUAAAAGAGAAGCUCAAAAAAUUGCAUUUGAGCAAGAAGGAAUCAGCGCAAAUGACGUGAAUGAUAUGAUAUUGUCAGCAGAUGAUAACAAUGAUGGCGAGCUGAAUGCUCCUGAAUUCGCUGAUUUUGAACGAAUUGUUCGAACAAGGGCUGUUGAUACUUCCAAAAAAGCACUCAAAGUGGUGGAUCGUGAUGGUUCUGGCACAAUAACAAUGGAUGAAGCAAAAAGGAUAGCCUUUGAUCAUUAUGGAUUUGAUGAGCAAAUUCUUGGGCCAUUUUUUGCGCAGGCAGAUGAGAAUGAAGAUGGCCAGCUCGAUGCUGUUGAAUUUGCUGGAUUCAGAUCGGUCAUUCGAAGCAAAGCUGUACAGAAUGCUUUAGAAACUAUGCAAGCAAAGCUAUGUAAUUCUUACGAUACUUUAAAAGAGAUUGAUAGUGAUGGGGAUGGAUUGAUUAAUAAUUCAGAAGCCGUUGCAAUGGCUCGACGACAAGAUGAUAUGGAUCCUAAGGAAACAUUUAAUUUAUUCGUUAUUGCCGAUCAGGAUAAAAGUGGAAAAUUAGACAAAGUUGAAUUAGCGGACUUCUUACGCCUCGUACGACUUAGUGCAAUUAAAUUCGCCACUGAUCAUUUCAAAGAAUUUGAUACCAAUAAAGAUAAACUGGUGACAAUCGAUGAGUUAGAAGAAUUAAUCGAACUGAAAUACAAAGUAGACCGAUCAGUUACACGGCAAUUCUUCGAUAAAGUUGACGUUGAUCAUUCUGCUGAUCUGACUCCUGGAGAAAUUGUUGAUUUUAGGCAUGAAAUCCGACGAUUUGUUACUGAGCGUGACUCUCGACGACCUUAUGAUCCAAACAAAUCUAAUGAUCAAGAUGGCGACCAUGAAAAUACUGAAGUAAGAAAUCAAGAACCUACUUCACCUCAUUCUUCUGAUUCAAACAACCAAAUACAGCAACAACAAUAA
This is a messenger RNA of Thelazia callipaeda (thelaziosis nematode), 1629 nucleotides long. NCBI's taxonomy places the organism in Eukaryota, Metazoa, Nematoda, Chromadorea, Rhabditida, Thelaziidae. The record is from the annotation of a GenBank genome assembly.